Molecule: messenger RNA, 1461 nt
Organism: Symbiodinium sp. CCMP2592
Lineage: Eukaryota; Dinophyceae; Suessiales; Symbiodiniaceae
Source: the annotation of a GenBank genome assembly
AUGGACGACGAGGACACAGAAUCAUACAGAAGCGCAGACGUUGCCACAUUGCCUGAUUCACGGGCCUCUCCUGACUCUGACAGCAUGGAUGAUACCAGUGACUUUACCCAAUUAUACGACUCACGUCCGGUAUCUCCAGAGUACUCAGGGACAGCAGAGACAGAAAGGAUUGCUUUGGCACAGCGCAGCGCAGCGCAGCGAGGUCCGACCUGGCGUCGGCCCCUUUCGGCAGCCAUUACUCAACAAUCCUUCGUUGAUUUCCUGCGUAUCACAGAGGUGCCGCUCUGGGCAGUCGUUGAUUUUGGCACGCAUCACUACUUCCAGCAAUACACAUCUUCUGGAGCAGACAGGACAUCAGAACUUACGCAAUUGCUGUCUGAAAUUCGGGGAUAUGACAUGUCAGCUACAAUUGAGUUCUUUCUUCUCUUCCUUGAAGGGGAUCACCUGGAAACAUUCUAUGAAGAUCUGUGCUUGCAGAUCUACUGGUCUCUUCGCGGGGGAUCAAAAGGUCAGGGCCUCCUGGAAUCGUUCCUUUAUACCACCACGGGUAGUCAUAUUGAUUCCACAUAUGAUCCGGAAGAACGACCAACAAGAGCAGCUGACACCGUGCAGGCGAUUAUUGAUGUUCUUGACUCGCCAGUAUCCUCUCCGAAUGUACAUGGUGGUACAAUCUCGCAGGUUUCGAUGGAUGGACAUACAGAACUCUCUUCGCCCCUUGCAGAUUGCGCGUCCAGCGCGCCAGGAGAUACAGCAGAUGAUCUUUCCUCGGAAAUUGAGACACAGUCUCUCAUUCAGGGAGUGGCGCUCAGAUCAGACAUCACUCAGUACCUGCAAAGACAGCCUUCAGAGACGCUCGAUGAUGGUCAGCUGGCUUUGUAUCUGCAGUUUCGGGGUAUCUCCUUUGACGUUGUUAUGGACUGGGGAACCUUCUUUUAUCUCAGGCAAUAUGAGUAUGACGAUGAAGCCCAGUGCAAGGAGAUCACGCAACAUCUUCACGAUGAACUUGCGUCCAAGAAUAUCCACGAAGCUUUGUGCUUUUUCCGCUACAUGCUUGAGGGCCAAGAUAAAGAACAAUUUUAUGUGGAGAUUUACAAACAAGUUAUCUAUCGCAUACGGUCCCAUCCACGACCACCUUUCUUUGCGGAUGCCCUGCGUGCAGACUCGUUGCUGUCAGCCACAUCGGACAUUGCAGAUGCAGCAGGAUACAUGGCAAUGUGUGGCUACCAACAGGUGCACGCAGGAACGAUCGUUCAUUUUUCUGAUCUGCCGCUACUCAGUGUGUCCAGGCUCGAUAUUCACAACGACUAUCGUGCGAAUGCGAUCUUCAGAGUUUGGUCCUCAGUGGGAAAGUGGUUCAGUUUCGAUGCCAGAGUACCGAACGUUCUUCAAUUGCGCCUUGUUUUCGCUGCAGCGGAGAGCUUCUUCAAUGCAUGUGAUGUUCCGUGGUCGGUUGAUGCAUAG